This is a messenger RNA of Pisolithus orientalis, 1205 nucleotides long. RefSeq lists its product as uncharacterized. The record is from RefSeq and is a predicted model, not a curated record. Gene Ontology annotation, molecular function: RNA binding. Bases 179 to 871 code for a protein of 230 amino acids. The transcript has 5 exons. Lineage: Eukaryota; Fungi; Basidiomycota; Agaricomycetes; Boletales; Pisolithaceae. Gene Ontology annotation, biological process: positive regulation of mRNA splicing, via spliceosome. Gene Ontology annotation, cellular component: spliceosomal complex.
GGCAAUCAUUCCUAGCAUUCUACAGGGAUGCUAGUUUCCAUUCACCCCGUGUUAUGUCCUCAUGCACGUCUUCGUUUCCUUCCAGUCCCCCACCGUUUCCCCAAGGAACCGACGUUGAUAUUUUCUUCCCCUUUUUUCCCGCAUCUUCUUCCCUUUUUCAGCUUGGCAAGCACAAGAUAUGGCACCUUCGGGUAUCAGCAUUCCCACCAAUGGCUCGGGUGCUCCUGCCGAGGAGCCAGUUUGGAACGGAGGUGGACGGUCACCAGUAAGGGACCGCGGGGAGCCUCCUCGUCGCUCCAGCAGGAGCAUGAGCCCGGGGCGGGACGAUAGAGGAAGUCGCGGCGAGGGGGGCCAUAACCCCGGCAACAACCUUCAUGUCUCUGGUUUGAGUCACCGGGUCGAUACUCGCGAUUUGGAGCAGGCUUUUGUCAAGAUUGGCCGUGUGAAGAAGGCGUCAGUCAUGUACGAUCCCCAUACUCGCGAAUCCCGGGGAUUCGGGUUCGUCACUAUGGAGACAGCCGAAGAGGCGGAUGCUGCCAUUACUGCUUUGAACGCGACAGAGUUGAUGGGCAAAGUCAUGACAGUUGAAAAGGCUCGCCGUGGACGUGCUCGUACUCCUACGCCGGGGCGCUAUUAUGGACCACCCAAGCGCUACACACACGAGCGUCCAUACGAUCCUCGUCCUUACGAUAGUCGCUAUUCUCGUGACCCUACUCACGAUGAGCGCCGCCGUGGAGGUCGUUACGACGACUACAGAGGCGCCCGCGACCAUGACCGAGGACACCGUGAGUAUGAUCGAGGGUACCGUGACUAUGAUCGGGGAUACCGUGACUAUGAGCGUGGUGGCCGCUACGAUGACAGGAGGUACUGAUCUAUCACGAUGCGUCCUCGUAUGAAUGGUAAAUCAAAGAGAACUUUUUGUUGACAAUUUCGUGUAUGUAUUUCUUGCCUCUGAGUUAUUUGAAGACACUACGUGCGUUUUUUAUUUACUUUGAACUGUUGCCAAUGCCGUGCUGGGUGAUGUAUGAUUCCCGCCCCCUCUUUCGCAUAAGUUCCAAUACCUCUGAAAUUCUCUGCACCUCCACCCAUCCAUCCCCCACGCUAGCGGCCUGCCCUGAUUCCGGCUCCACUUGCUCAAUGAAUCUAACCCUGAGUGCUAGCCAAUUCAUUCCUUUCACGUUCCUUACGAACUCUUCAACGUUCUC